Symbiodinium necroappetens is the source of this 216-nucleotide messenger RNA. The record is from the annotation of a GenBank genome assembly. NCBI's taxonomy places the organism in Eukaryota, Dinophyceae, Suessiales, Symbiodiniaceae.
GACGACAAGCUUUGGCAGAUCCUGUCCGGACUUUCGGAUGAUGCCAAAGUCAUCUGCUUCGCAAACACCAAAAGGCGAAUCGACUCCUUUCAGAAGACUUUCUGGGGCAAAGGCUUCGACUCCGUGGCGCUUCACGGAGACAAGCCCCAGAAAGACCGCGAUAGGGACCUCGAGAAGUUCACAAAGGGCGAGUGCUGGCUUAUGUUCGCCACGGAU